AAAUAGAUCUGAACCUGACGAUGAACUAAAUACGAAUGAAGGUAGAGAUUGGAAAACUACCCAUACAUGUGACUUGAGCGAGAAAAGCCUACUAGGAUCCCUUAUGUGAAGCAUAUAAAAUGUUAUACAAAAUUUGUUGUUACCAUAUCGCGUUAAUGGGACCACAGAGCCACAAGAGCAAAAAAAAGGUCAAAAGUCGCAAAAAGGGACAUCUUCCGAAGAACGCAAAAUCGAAAUAUCACAAGAAGUACCACAAGAAGUACCACGCCCGCCCAUCGAAGAUUUUCCACGACAACUGCUGCAUGUACAAGGUUCGUCCGCGACCCUUGCGAUUCAACCAGGUCGAUUUUGGCACCCAGUGCCCCUCUCGCACUCAUACAACACCACUCAUACAACACCCUAUCCGGAGUAAGGUGGUCCGCCUGCCGGAAACCUUGGUCAUGCAUAUGCGGAAUAUUGAGGAAGCCCAUCGGAUGGCGGGAAGCUUCAGAAACACCCUUAUCCGAGCCCUUGUCCUAGUUCCGGAUAUCGUAGAAGGGGACAGUAUGCACCAAGUGGAUCUGAGACCAAGACAUGUCGAGCGAAGGGACCGAAAAAGGCCGUCUUGUAGCGAAAUGGACUUGGUGAACUCCUUUGAGAGAGGAUAGAAGAAUGAUUGUCUCAGGAUAAUAAAGAAUUCCAAUAAAUAUAUCA
Messenger RNA from Drosophila gunungcola (fruit fly), 693 nucleotides. RefSeq lists its product as uncharacterized. The record is from RefSeq and is a predicted model, not a curated record. The coding region runs from base 120 to 647 and encodes 175 amino acids. NCBI's taxonomy places the organism in Eukaryota, Metazoa, Arthropoda, Insecta, Diptera, Drosophilidae. The transcript is spliced from 2 exons.